CAGUGGCGUCGCGAGCCUCCCUGGCUGGGCAGAGGAAGAGGCUGUUGCUGUGUUUGUUUGGUGCGGCACACUGCUUGAUAUCCUCGGUGUUUGUGCUAUUAAACGGACUAAACCGGCCACAUCCGUGUGAAUAUCCACUCUGCGUCGCUUUGAAACCAGCGAAACGAUGAAUGGAAAGUCGGCGAACGGCACGGCGGGGGGAAUGGCCUGCAUCGAGGGGCUGCCGCCGCUGCCGAAGAGCCUGAGCGGCUUGCUGAACUCGAGCGGCGGCUCCUGGAGAGAAAUGGAGCGGAUGUACGCCAAGAAAACCAUGAUCCAGGACGACCUGAGCCGAGGCAGGAACAACGCCGACAACCUGCUGGCGAACAAGCCGGCCAACCUGGACGCCGCCCUGGCUCUCCUCCGGAAAGAGAUGGUGGGUUUACGUCAGCAGGACAUGUCCCUGCUGUGCCAGCUGUGGUCUCUUCACGAGUCCAUCCAGGAGUACAAGGGCAGCUGCCAGGACCUGAGCGCCGCCUCCAGCCUCAGCAUGAUGGAGAACGGCUACUUCGACGAGGACGACGAGUACUACCAGGAGCCUGGCACCACGCCCACCGGGGAGCAGCCGGACGGGGAGGUCGGAGACGGGAUGGAGGCCGCAGCCAAGAACGGCGGCGGCAGUGGCAAGGACGGCAGCUGGGACUCCUUUCAUGUCACCAUCUGAGGCCUCAUAUCGAAUGGACGUGUCUGCAAAUGGGUGGAUAUUUAGUGGCGUAAGACUGAACUAAUCUGAAGGCUCCGAUAUUGGCUCUGGAAACCUUUUGGCCCCGGAGCAGGGAGUGGUUGGUGGUAGGACUGGAGCUUGUGGUAUCUAAUUACCAUGUCGGGCCGCUCAAGUCUAACACACCAGCUGCAGCUGAAGUUUCACUCCUCCUCAGGUGAGGUAGACCCUGUUUGUGCUGCAGAGGUUUUUGCAGUGUGACCAGGUGCUACUUGAGGCUACAGGACUAAGCAGUUUGGUGUUUUCACAGGAGGCUCACUAACACUCUCUAAAACACUCAGGGGUUGAGAUGGAUUGUUUUACUCAGACUACACACACCUGAAAUUAGGCAAUACAUUUUCUUUGUAAACAGCUUUGCUACUGCUUGUAUGUCAAGUGGUUUUUGUUAGCCAACUACCCUUUUUGGCUUAACUUUUUUUUAUAUAUAUACAUAUAAAGGUAUAAACAAAGUUUGAUUAUUUAUUAUAUAAUAUAAUAUGAUAUUUUUAGUUUCCUUAUUAUCCUGUAUUAAAAAUUUGGAGUUUUAUACCAUGAGCCGGGAGGGAGAGAGGACUCCACAGCUUUAUAUCGUUGCUACAGGGUGGGAAUCCCAGGAAGUGGACUUCUGGGAUUUCUGAACUCGGCAAUCAGCGCUGGUGGAAUAAGUGAUGAUCAGCUCUGAGGACUUGUCAGCUGAGACAGCUGGGCUUCUGACUGACCGGUGUGUGUGUAUGUGUUACUUUUGCUUUAAGUGGUGAAAUCAUACAUGCCAAACCAGAUGGUCUGGACGGAAGUCCUCAGACCUGAAGAAUGCAGGAAGAAGUGGAGUCCUCAUACAGUGUAAAAAAUGUGUGAACAUGUAGUUAUUUGUAUUGUACAGGGAUGCGGACUUCACUUUUUUGCCUUUAGCUUAGCUGGAGCAGACAUUCGCUCUGAAAAUGUGAAAUGUUCAAAAUGCUGGAAACAGUUGUGGCUGUUUGCAUGGGUGUAAAACCUGGAAAGCUGGUUGUCAGCAGCAGAAAGCGAGCCUCCUUCAGUCUGCUGCUGAAAGCUCUCACUGCCUCGUGUAUUGGGUUUCUCUGUUCUGACCGACUGGCCAAUGCCUGCUGUUCUGAACAGGCAAAUCAUGUCAUUUUUGUUGCUUUUAUGACUUAAAAUAGCUACCCUGAUAGCACGCGCUCAUCACACUCUCCCUAGCCCCGUGUCUACUCCACUGGUUUUCAACGUGGGGUCCAGGGAUCUCCAGGGGUCCCUGAGGGUCUUCCAGCAUGGCCUAAUUUAGAUAGUUCAAGCACAAGAAAUCUGAUCCAGCAUCAUUAUCUGACCUUUCUAAUAUAUCAUUAAAAAAUAUAGUUUUCUUGUAAUAAAAAAAAGUUGCUUUUUUUCUUGCUAAUUUACUCAUGGCCAUGUUAUUGAAAGUGAUCAAGUGAAUUUUAUUGGGGAAAAAUAUGAAGAAAAAAAAAGAAAUUUCUUUUUUGUAACAAAAAAAGACAAGUAAACUGUAUUUAUAAUUGUUAAAAUGAUAUCAUCAGAUCCGGUGAUUCUGGAUUGGAUUUCUAGUGUUUACAUGCUUGUGAAAGAAAUAUCUCCUGAUCUAAGUCCAAAAUGACUUCAAAUGGGGGGGUCUGUGGCUUAUUGAAAGUCAACAUGGGUUUCCAGAACAUGAAAAAGUUUGAAAACCCCUGGUGUACCCGACAUCAAACUCUCAAAUGAUUUGAUUGUAUUGAUGUUGCCCUUGCGCAUUUUCUCAUUGGCACAACGUCAAAGAGAUGUGUUUGUUCUCUGAUGUCUUCCCUAUGUUGUCCCAAUUUUAAAGUCAGGCUUCCGCUGUAAAUUUCAGUGGUACACACAUUUAGACAAGGUGCUUUUUCCAACUUUGAGCCAAUUCACGAUCUUAGAUCUUCAGCCUACAUCAGGUGUGUGGGUGCUAUUUGGGUAGCUAGCAAGUGAAUGAAUUCAUUGAAAAAUGAACAAAAAACGCAAAUAAGAAUGAGUUGAAGCUCACCAUCGAGCCCAGAUACAAAUUGUAGAGAACUGGGAAGCUUUGACUGUAGUCAACUUCCCACCGACUUUUCACUUUCCAGACGGAGCUGCGGUUCAUGAAACACGUUUACUCCCACCACAUCCUACACACAGAUCCUAACCACAUGUGCUCUGCAGCAGCCAGCCUGCAUUAUGGGAUGUACCCAUACAGGCUCAAAGACAACCUUAGGCAUGUACCACCUUUUUGAGAUGUGUGAUGGAUAUUCUGACAUAGGAGGUUAUAGGGGCUAUUUAGCCACCCCUGCCUCAUCCUAAACUAUCACAGUUUCCGUUGCUAGACAGUACUGGAGCAAGUUUGAACUCUGGAGAACUUGCUUUCAUUGUACGCGAGGCAACGAGAGCAGGCACACUCGGCAGUACACUGAAAUAAUGCUGCCUUUGUGGAUCUCUUGAUGUUCUCUAAAGACUGUAUUUGAAACCUUGCACAAAAAGGCAGCAUUAAUUUAGCGUCUGUCUUUUUUUUCUCCAUUGUCCCACACAGUGUAUACUGCAGCUGGCCCAAAUAUUUAGAUGUGCAAAUGUUAAUACUUUUACUAUAAGAAUGGUGUGCACAGUCUUCCUCAGUAUCUAAACUGUACAGUGAGGUCUCAGCUGAACCUGCAGCAUGCAACACACAGCAGCUCGAUCACUGCAGCUACUAAUAGAGCUACUGAUACAGCUUCUCCUGCCGCUGGCUCUAUAAAACUCCCACCAUCACGAAGAAAGUGCAUUUUCUUCAGUAAUGUGUCAAUAUUGUCAAUAUCUAUAACCUGUGUGCAGCAUUUGACAUUAUAUGUUUGUUAACUGGUCCAUACUUUGUCUUGUGGAACACAAACCAAAGAAAAGUACAACACUCAAUGAAAUGUAUUGGCUUUUAGGAACUGAACAAUGCAAUGUAUAUUCAGCUAGAACAAAAUGCACAGAGCUAGCCUCUCUCAAAUGGUUAUGUUUAAACUCACUAGCUACAGAAUAUCAUUUUGAUGUCUCAAAAGAAUGUUUUCACAACUUUCUCAGUUGGCCCCAACAUUAAGGCUGAAGAAUCGGUUGAUUUGUGAUUGAUAAAUGCAGUUGGUCACUUUAAAAAUAGAGUUGUGACAGAGAAAAGCUGGAUAGUUUCAGUUGACUGAUUUCAUGAAUACAGGCUGUCCUCAAUGUAUUGCUCUUUUAGAUUGAUGACUCUGACCAGUAGCUUACUUCAAGAAAACUGCUGUUUUAAGAUAUUCAUAGAGAGUAAAUAAGCUUUGAUUUGUAAUCUCUAAUGUAAAAUCAAUAUUGCUGAUUGACUAAUAAGCUUAAAGUCUCCAAUGCUUCCUUCAUUGUCAACCACCACAGGAUUUACACACUUGGAUGUAUAAUAAGCUCUGAAAAGCAAAUUAUGGCGACACUAAUCAUUAAUUAUUGGACAGUAGCAUGGUAAACACACAGACAAAAGCAAUGUAAACCAGAAUGGCCAUUUUAAUCAAAAUUCAACUCGGUGAAAAUGGUAGUCUGCCUUAUUUUCUUUAUGUUGAUCUAAUGAUCAACUGUUGGAGGUUUUAUACCUCUCCUCUCUCGGUCACCUUUUAAGAGUCAUUAAACAUCGCUACCUAGGUUAAAUCUGAUAAAUAUCCUUGUUCGUAUCCACAGUGUAUUUAUUGGCUUAGAAUAUCUCCAGAAUGAAGACAAGAUGGUGUUAACACCACUGUCACCCGGAAAAUUAGACUGAAUGUCUGCUUUCUGGAUUAUUUCUGAAUGAUUUUUUCGAUCUGCACGGGCCACAUCCAGUGAGCAGUAAAUAUGCCGGCCAGCAUUACCAUGGUAACAGUUCUCACUCAUCAACACAGUGAAAGCUGGGGAGACCUGAGACUGAAUGCCAUUAGAAAUCCAGUUAGAUGGAGUUCACUAUGCUUUGGUUGUAAAAUCUCCCAAAUCAGAUCAGAUCAAACAAUGUAAUUAAUGUGGUGUAAAGAUUUCCAGUCAACACUUGAGCCAAGUCUUUCAUGGGAUGUCUCCACAAUUAGUGCCUUUUGAACACCUCAGGUCCCAGACUUGUUGGUUGUAUUGUCGUUCCUGAUUGUUUUCUAAUGUUUGACUCUCUUGAGUUGCACUUGAUUCAAAGCUGUUCCCUGUAGAAUUUGAAAUGUGACUUUUGGUAAUGACUUAGAGGACCAUACCGGUGAUUUUACAUGUUUAGCAUCUACAAAAUGCUGUCUGUUAUUAUUUCCCACAAGAAAAAAACAUUAUCAGUUCUAUGGUUUAUGAGUGGUGAUGAUUUUGUUGACCGCAGAAGCAGAACAUUAUGAGGUGAAUUUCUAAAAAAAUUAUUUAAAAAUCGCGGGAUUGUAUUACAUGUUAUGAAAUCUUUACUAUCCCUGCAUGAUUUACAUAAUGGUUUGUUACAAUGUAAAAUGCGAGUAAAUUGUAAUAAAUGAGUCAAACAUUCAAAAUCACUGGUAUGGUCCUUUAAGUCCCUUGUGGGGGUUGAUGGCUCAGUAGAGCACUAAGGUGGAAGUUGUCAUUUGGCAUAAUGUGUGCAGACUAGCAUUUUGGCUGUUUGGUGUGUAGUCCAAAAUUUUAAUGAAUGGGAUUUAAAAAAAAAAAAAAAAAAAAUCCAUUCCACAAAUAUCUUUGUGGAAUGGAUAAGAAUGAGACAAACUAUGUUCUGUUCCAAGGAUUAGAAUAUAUCCAUUAUCACCUGUUAGAGUCUUGCUAUUUUUAGUAACUUUGAACUUUUAUUUUUGGCUGCAGUGCUAAUCAUUUGGAAAGUGGAUUACAAUCAGCGACUACUUUACCUCUUCACGCACAAUUUUUGUUUUGAGUUUGUUAUGACUUUGCUGAACAUUCAAAUUAAGAAGUUUACCACAGUGUUGUAAUAAUAUUGUUGUCAUGGCAAACCAGCAAGUGUAGUUAUGGCUGAUGGUUGUAGUCCACUUUCCCAAACAGGCCAAAUAUAAAAAGUAACUGAAGGAUGAAAUUGAACAGUGAAGUAAAAAUAGUAAGCUUUCCUUUAACCCAAACUUAAAUUUAAUAUUUAAUAUUUCUUGUAAAUCCCAUUCAUAUUUUCUUCAUAAAUUUGGGACUACAAGCCUAAUGGUGGAAAUGCUAACCUAGCCUUGACAAUGACAGCUGACUUGUCUCUAUUAGACGAACAGGACAGCUUGCAACUUGACCCACAUGGUAGAAGUCUGUUUCAGAGCGCACUGUUUUGAACAUCAGCAUUGUACCAGUAAUUACCUUGUUAUUCUGGGAAUUUGAGUGAGCAGAUUUUCGGGGCUUGUAUUUAGUGCAGGCAUUGGCAAAAAAAUCACCCUCUUUACAAAACGUAACUGCUGCUAUCAAAGAGAAUUAAUGUCUUGAGAUGAAUAUUCUCCACAGCAGUUUUAACUUGCAAACAUUGUAACAGCCUUAAAUUUGUUAGAAAUUUGCACGACAAGCUAAAUCAUGUACUUCUCACUAUUUCAAACAUUUGAAGUAUGUUCAGCUAAUAUUUUGCACUUGUCUGUGGCUGUUGUGUCUGUUAUGCCCCCAGUCCUCGUACCUGUCUGAUCCUCUAUCUCUGUUUUUGCUUUUCUAAGUAUAAUUAUUAUUAUACAGGCAUAUGGUGCUCCUUGUACAGUAACAAUACUGUAGCUAACUCCAGCACAAUAAAUGGUUACAAGUCUAAAAAAGGAGCCUUAAAUUGUACACCAGCAAAUUGUACCUACUAUCAUUUCUACAGCUAGCUGUGGAAUAGUACGGGUGUGUAUAUUCUACCUAGAAAUUCCUUUUCACAUUUGGUGAUAAUUAAGAUGUGUGGUGAUUUCAUCUGAUGGAAAACUGUUGUAAUGCAGUGACAUGUCCCCACCUUUUGGAAAAAAAAAAAAAAAAUCACUGUUAUCACUGUAAAAAAAAAAAAAUCUAUUGGUGAUGUGCCUUGCAUUUCUGCAUCAGUUUUGCUGUCUGGUGGAUUUUGCUUAUUUCUGUGGACGACUGGCUACACGUAGACGAUGUGACGUCACGUCCACAUAUUUUUUUUGCGCCACUACGAUGGUUUCUUCAGCUGUCCGUGUUCAACAUCACUCUCUAGUGUCAGUCCCUCAGGAUCAAACAGCUUCUCUUUGCCUCAGCACUUGGUGUACAGCAGCCAUACUGGGACAAAUCCACUGUGGAAGAGGCAGAGACCAGUGUCUCCACCACCAGUAGCCUGAACAGAGCAGAAUGCAGGGCAGCCACAUGUGUUUUGCUUAGGGGGCGUGCCCAGUGCUCAUUAACCAGUGGAAUAGCUGGCCUGUGGAACACAUGAGCAUUUCCACAAUCCCCCCAACACAAUCUGAGAAAGAUUUUGGGCUGAAAUAUUUGAAAGCAUGAUGCAUUCACUCAAGAAAUUCACUUAAUUAUCUUGAUUAACUUUUAUUCCCCGCAAGUGAAUCCCUUAUGCCUCCAUAGAGACAGCCACGUUAAAGCCUUCAAGGCAUCAGUUUGAUUCGCUGAUGGAAUUUACAGAUUAUCUACAGUGAUGUGAUUCUAAAUGUACUUUCAGAUUAUAAUCCUUGAAUCAAAUUUUAUUUGUAUAUCACAAAUUACAAACAUGCCUCAAGGGGCUUCUUCCUUUUACAUCAUAAAGUUGGUUUCACUCUGUCAUUAGCGACACAAUAAGACAUCUAUUAUUCAUCGUAUUUUAUUCAUGUCAAUAUAGCCUGUAUCAUCCAUCAGUCAUUUAUGAAAUCUGUGUUAAAAAUGUAUUUAAUUCAUUUUGCAUAGACCGGUAAUUCAGAGGAGAUGUAAAGGCUGUUUUUUCCCCAUUUGUUUUUCUGGUUGCUGUUCCUUUAUCAGUGAAUGACCAUACUACUGUUUAUUUGCAUAGUUUGAAAGCUCUGUUAUCAUAGUUAUUAUACUGACAUGGAUUUAAUAAAGUGACUCCAUACUUUUGA
This is a messenger RNA of Myripristis murdjan (pinecone soldierfish), 7650 nucleotides long. It is a transcript of the gene fam89a, whose product is annotated as family with sequence similarity 89 member A. NCBI's taxonomy places the organism in Eukaryota, Metazoa, Chordata, Actinopteri, Holocentriformes, Holocentridae. The record is from RefSeq and is a predicted model, not a curated record. The transcript is spliced from 2 exons. Bases 167 to 703 code for a protein of 178 amino acids.